AUGGAAGCCUCAUCCGAGAGUGCCCGUACCACAAAUGUUGUUGAUCCAAACACAAACAUAUCACCAUCUUCUAACUUUUCCGAUAAAGAAUAUAUCACACUAAUCAGUGCCGAGAAAUUUGAAUUUAUCUUGUCUAAAAAAGCUGCUGCUCAAUCGAAAUAUCUUCAUCAAUUAAUAACCGAUGAUGUUUUUCAAACAUCCAAUAGAAUUACUUUGCAUGAUAUUUCCACAGAUGUUCUAGAAUUAUUAUGCCAAUUCUUAGUGGACAAAUCCAUCAAGGGCAAUUUUAUGAGCACAUUCAAUCCACUACAAGAUUUGGAUCCACAAAACCCGGAUCAUCGACAAAUCGUCAUCGAAUUGUUACUCGCUAGUAAUUACUUGGAUUGUUGA
Molecule: messenger RNA, 390 nt
Organism: Naegleria lovaniensis
Lineage: Eukaryota; Heterolobosea; Eutetramitea; Acrasida; Naegleriidae
Exons: 2
Coding region: 1-390 (129 amino acids)
Biological process (GO): ubiquitin-dependent protein catabolic process
Cellular component (GO): elongin complex
Molecular function (GO): protein-macromolecule adaptor activity
Source: RefSeq, a predicted model, not a curated record